GAUCCACUUAAGUUUAAAUGUCUUUAUUGGCGAUAGUUACGCGAUUCGAACACCUAAGCUCUCAGACCGGCCCGGAUCUCGGCACUAGGUCACGGCACCCUGACAGAUCUCCAGUGUUUGCUCAGUAGGGCACGUGCGUGUGGUGGAGAGUCACAUUCAUGCGCGCGGAGGCGUCACACACCAUCCAAGAGCUCAUAGAGUCAAAGUCGAGGUAUCUUCCGGGAAUCCGCGGAUUAUUUCGGGAUACAUUUGAAGUGUUUUAAAGAUGGAGGAAACCCCAGCCAAUGAGAAGUCUUGUCAGACAGAUGAACUCACAGGUGAGGCCGUUGUGCCCGGGCCUGACCAUGCGAGCAAGACGCUAGUCUAUUCCACAGAACCUGGAGAUCCUCCUCUGCUACAAACACCGCUGCUCACCUCCAAAUCUGGCAUCCAGCAGAUCAUUGAAUGUUUCCACACAGGUACUACACAGCUGAAACACAUUCUCCUCAAAGAGGUGGACACAAUCUUUGAAUGUAAACUCUGCCGCAGUCUCUUCCGUGGCCUUCCCAAUCUGAUCAAACACAAGGAAAUGUAUUGUUUCACUCGAAUGCCUGAACCUGAUGACCCAUCUGGAGUUAACAAGAAGAGCAUAAAAGAACUUCUCGAAGCUAUCUAUCCCUGCUGUGAUAAAGAGGAAUAUGUACUGAAACUGGAGCCCAUUGCUGGCAACCACAAUGCUGUGUACCAGUACCUGUCCAAAGAAGACGACCUGCCACCUUCAUCUCGACGCUCCAACCACAUGGCCACAGACAGCUGGACACACUACCACUCCAACAGCCAGGAACCGUACAUGGAGGAGGUCCGGUUGGAAGAAGAGGAUAACAAUAGCAUUGAUGAGGAAGAUGAGAGAGAGAACAUGGACAAGGGAGAGGAAGAUGCGGAAGAAAACAAGGGGCAUCAGCAUAGUGAAGAACCUGAGGAGCCAACAGAAGAAGCAGGUGACAAAGACCUGGCCUCCUGCAAAUGCCUUCUCUGCAACAGGACAUACAGGGUUCGAGGUCACCUUAGGAGGCACCUACGGACUGUUCACAAGAUUGUAUCUUCUGGUUCCACAACCAACUCCAGUGAUUCCACAUGCAGCUCCAAGAAAAUGCCCAAUGGUAAAGUUCCAGACAAUCCCAACACUAGUCCGAGCUCUUCCUCUGACUCCCAGAGCCAGAAAAGUCCCAAGGAGGACAAAGUCCCAUCCAAGGCUCACUUCUCCGUAGGUUUUGACUUUAAGGCACGCUUCUGCAAGCUCUGCAGGCGGACCUUCAGCUCCGUGCAGAACCUGGAGAAACACAUUGAGCUGCACACUGAUAAUGGCACGGACUUCUUUGUCAAGUUUUACUGCUGCCCGCUUUGCCGUUACAAGACGCGCCGCAAGAGGGACGUGCUGCGCCAUCUCUCAGAGUUCCACAAGAAGAAGUCCUCCUACCUGAGCAGGAUCUCCCAGUCGCUGGAGAGCUACGCUGUCAAGAAGCCAGCGGAGGUCGUGUUGAGCAAAGAAGAGGUGAAAGUUCAAAGUCAACAAGAAGAAGUGAAAGUCCACCACAAGCACAUGUCACCAUAUCUGACACGCAGGAACUUGCCUCCAAAAGCUCCUGGCAUAAUGGGAAAAAAGACCUUGACGACCGGCAGUAAGAAGCGCCACGACGAGGUGACCCAUAACAAAAAAUUGAAGCCUAGUAACUCAAAAGGAAGUGCUACCAAGAAAUCUCUGCACAUGUGCAACGUCUGUGGCCAGAGCUUUAAAAAGACAAGAUACCUAGGGUUGCACAAGAGAAGCCACUUGAAAUCCGCAACCAGGAGCACAUGUAUCAGAACAAGAUCCAAGGUCAUGCUUUGAUAUCUACUGACAGCAAACUGGACUUGCAGCGACUGUGGAAAGACAUACUGGACAGUGAGAGUGACAAAGAAAAUCUGAACCGUUAACAAAGUAAAAGAAACUGUGCUAUACUACAAAAAGGACUUUAAACCAUAAGUAGGGUAUAAGAAACCCUCAGAAAUGCGUUCCAUCGUCCCAAACACACAUACUGCAGAAUGUAUGUCAAUGUAACGGUACAGUAUUUUCAGUGGUGCUCUAUUAACCAUUUAUGAGGGGUUCUGAUUACUCUCAGAUAUAAGAGGAAAUAUAUAUGCUUUCCAUUCCCCCACUGCCAUUUCCAUCCAAAACCACGUAGACGAUUGUUCCAGGAUGCCGUUGUAGUGGGUUUAGCCUCAGGUGGAGCUUCAAGGCACACAUGCUCUCAGUGAGAGGGCAUUGAACUCCUGCAGACGGCAGCUGAACGUCGGCUAUUGACACCCAUCAGGCUCAUUGGUAUUCAGUGCAGUCGUAUGGGGUAAGAUCUGGAUGUCUUUCUUUUCUUUUACUGAGAAAACGGUGGACACCGAAGACCACUGGAACGUCAUGAACUCAGAUUCUACUUCAGUUAUAUUAAGGGAACAGGCUCUUUUAUGUAGCACAUGCUCUGGGGAAGACAACCAGUUGUCCUUGUAUGAACUGCAGGUAAAUGUUAAACACUUUCUAUGAGAUCUUUUUAGUUGCCUUUCCGCUGCAGUUCUUUGAUUAAUUCGUCUCCUAUCAGUUUUAGAUGAUUCUUACGUUAUUUUUCACUCCUCGUUUGUCUAUUAACAUUUUACAGAAAGGUUAACAGGUCUUAACAAGGAUUCAUUGUGCAAAUCUAUAGAUCCAAGUUUAUUUUUUUAGCCUUCUGGAGGCUUGACGGAUAAAAGUUGGUAGGAAAUUGUAUUUCUCAUUGUUAAAAUGAAUGUAUUUACCAACAAUAAACAGAGGAAAUGAU
Molecule: messenger RNA, 2822 nt
Organism: Sinocyclocheilus rhinocerous
Lineage: Eukaryota; Metazoa; Chordata; Actinopteri; Cypriniformes; Cyprinidae
Gene: znf800b
Product: zinc finger protein 800b
Exons: 6
Coding region: 266-1867 (533 amino acids)
Source: RefSeq, a predicted model, not a curated record